Liolophura sinensis is the source of this 6612-nucleotide messenger RNA. Its product is annotated as stimulator of interferon genes protein-like. Lineage: Eukaryota; Metazoa; Mollusca; Polyplacophora; Chitonida; Chitonidae. The record is from RefSeq and is a predicted model, not a curated record. Gene Ontology annotation, molecular function: 2',3'-cyclic GMP-AMP binding; cyclic-di-GMP binding. Gene Ontology annotation, biological process: reticulophagy; autophagosome assembly; activation of innate immune response. Gene Ontology annotation, cellular component: autophagosome; endoplasmic reticulum membrane. The coding region runs from base 883 to 1371 and encodes 162 amino acids. The transcript is spliced from 3 exons.
AAUCAUCCGCAUGGUAUAAAAUGGCAGCUAAAGUCAUUGUUCGUCAGUGAGUGACAAUCAUGUAUCAGUAUUGUAAUUCUACAACAGGUGCUUGUAUUUCUACAGUAAUUUUUGUAGAUCUACUUCGUUUGGUAUUAAGUAUUUACAGUACUUAUAUGUGCCACAAAAUACAGCAAAAAGCUGGUUUAUACACAGGCACUUUAUAGAGUGAACGUUUAAUGCAAACAAGAAAGAAACUGUAGUAUAUUUCUUUUAGCCAGUCGCCUAAAUCAGUCGUACCGCCGACCAAAAUUGCCUUUCGUUAGUGAUACGUAACACCACAAGCUCUACACAUUGAUAUGUUGUAGGUCUAUCUUGUUGCAAGGAAUCGCAGACAGCAUAAAGAGAGCUGAAUAUAGGCGAUUGCAAAAAGAUAUAGAUUAUAGAAUGCGCAUGUGGGGAAGUAUCCACUAUUUUUGCCUUUUGUGUGUCUAUGUGAAAAGGCAUCAUUAUGCUUAGUACCUGAAUGGGUAACUUUGUAAAAAUCGAGCCCUUUGUCAAAUUAAUGUAGUGUAAGUAUAGUUCACAGGAAAGAUGUAUACAGCUUGUGCGGGCAAAAUCACAUCUGUGUAGCUCUUAAUUAUUUAAAUUGGGAUAAUUUUAUAAAUUAUGAAUCGAGAGGCAUGAAAAUUAUAGGUAUAGGGUUUGACAUAAUGGAAAAGAUGUAUGCAAAUUUUCAUGGAAAACGCGACAGGACUUUGAGCGGAACAAAGUCGGUGGUGCAUUCGGACAUGCAGGACGUAUAAAGUGAUUCCAGUAUACCCUCUCACUUAACUUCGUUGCAGGGGGAAUAAUAAGCGAUGCUAUACUCCCUCCCUUUUUUAAUCAGAUCUGAAGAGGCGAAUGGAACACAGCGACUGGUAUUCGGAGUACAGCAGAACGAUCUCACACAAGAUGUUUGUGUUUAUGCCGGACAGUGGUCGAAUGCUGGAAAAAUUGGAAGCAAUCCCGGGUGUGAUUUUGGCCGGAACUGUCGACUGUGAGAAAGAUGAAGCCGGAAACAUCAAAAGGAGAUAUGAUAGUACUGUUUACAGGGUGCAAGACACAGAAAACGGACAGGCGUAUUACUUUGUUGGGGAGUACCUCACCCCUCUGGCGGUGAUUCAGGACAUGGAGAGUGGGCAAGAGGCGGGACUGAGCACAGAUGCGCAUGCCAAACAGGUCAGCUGGCUGUACAGGCGAUUGGAAGAAAUCCUGAAUCACGAGCAUGCGCACGAACUCAACGGAACAUGGCGACUCUUCCGGCAUGAUAAUUCUCCAAAGAAAAUCUCCGACAUAUCAAGACAGCUUGUGGAGCUCAUAAAAGAAGACAUCGAGGAGGACUCAGCGUGAAUGGUCUCCAAUUUUUAACGUGAUGACAUUCACAUCGUACUGGAAUUAGCUUUAUCAUAUUUAUUUUAUCAAUCCAAAAUCAGGUCUUUUGGGCGGACAUGUUUAAAGCCAUUGAGUAAAUAUUAGAGAAAACUUAAUAUUACGAUAAUUCUUAUUUAUCCCGAAAUCGAUUAAUACAAUUUAAUCGGCCCAUGGCUUUGAUCUCUGAUUUUAUGUGACAAGACAUCCUUUAUCAUAUUGUCAUAUAGCUGCUUUGGUCUCCGCUUAUGUGUGACAGGAUAUACAUUGUCACAUCAUGUAGCUGCUUUGGUCUCCGGUUUUAUGUGUGACAGGAUAUACAUUAUCACAUCAUGUAGCUGCUUUGGUCUCCGCUUAUGUGUGACAGGAUAUCCAUUGUCACAUCAUGUAGCUGCUUUGCUCUCCGGUUUAUGUGACAAUGAUCAGUUAUCACAGUCAUGUAGCUGCUUUGGUCUUCGCGUAUGUAUGACAAGAUGCCCAUUAUCACAUCAUGUAGCUGCUUUGGUCUCCGGUUUUAUGUGACAAUGAUCAGUUAUCACAGUCAUGUAGCUGCUUUGGUCUCCGCUUAUGUAUGACAAGAUGCCCAUUAUCACAUCAUGUAGCUGCUUUGGUCUCCGGUUUUAUGUGACAAUGAUCAGUUAUCACAGUCAUGUAGCUGCUUUGGUCUCCGCUUAUGUAUGACAAGAUGCCCAUUGUCACAUCAUGUAGCUGCUUUGGUUUCCGGUUUAUGUGACAAUGAUCAGUUAUCACAGUCAUAUAGCUGCUUUGGUCUCCGCGUAUGUAUGACACGAUGCCCAUUAUCAUAUCAUGUAGCUGCUUUGGUCUCCGAUUUUAUGUGACAAUGAUCAGUUAUCACAGUCAUGUAGCUGCUUUGGUCUCCGCUUAUGUAUGACAAGAUGCCCAUUAUCACAUCAUGUAGCUGCUUUGGUCUCCGGUUUUAUGUGACAAUGAUCAGUUAUCACAGUCAUGUAGCUGCUUUGGUCUCCGCGUAUGUAUGACAAGAUGCCCAUUAUCACAGUCAUGUAGCUGCUUUGGUCUCCGCUAAUGUGUGACAAAAUUCCCAUUAUCACAUCAUGUAGCUGCUUUGGUUUCCGGUUUUAUGUGACAAUGAUCAUAUUAUUGAUUUGAUAUUUGUGGCGAGAUCUUAAUCAUCACAUGGUCACAUGGCUACUUUAGCUUCAAUCACUUCUACCAUGGUUCCCGCAAUAAAUGUACAAAUAUCGAAUUUGUACAUUUCGAAUUCAGAUAUUCGAUAUUCACAAUAUCGGAUUGAGUUAGGUUUAAAUUAGGUGAAACCAUGACGUUCUGAAAUAAUCAGGAAUAAAUGAGCUGCCUUUUUUUCUUUAUUGGCAUAUUAAAGAAUUUUUAGGGAGUUUCUUAAAUUACCUCAAAGCAAUACAUAGUCACUCAGUACUGCAAGUAAGACUGGAGGAACACUGGCGUUGUUAAACUUUAUGUUUUAUUCUUUAUCAUAAAUCUGACUGAAAAUAAGUAUUGGUGUGAUAAUUUCUUUUUCGUAACAGGUUUAUUAUUGAUGUUCAGUGAAUUGAUAUUGGUCCCGAUUCGUAUCAUAUAGGCAAAAUGUAUAUUGCUGACUGUGUGUAUGGCAAAGCUAUAUGCCAGCUUCACCCCGUAUACGAGGUAUACGUUUAGGGGCCUAUUCCCCCCGUGAUAAAACUGAUCAACGGCCAAAUUGAAAACGCUUUAUAGUUACCAAACAUUUUAAAGGAACAUUGCCCAAACAUUUAAAUGUUCGAAUAUCAAUAGAUUUCGCUGCUAUCAUAUUCGACAGCAGGAUUUCGGUUUAACACCGCCAUGACGGUAACUGAAGUCUCGUAUGUAUGGAGAAAAUUCGAAGGGAAGUAACUCUUCCUGGCAUUAGACUUACCCGUCAUUAUAUUCGCGAGAUCUAAGGGAGGACGGCCUUGCUGUUGUUGUUGUUAUUUAUUUAUUUUUGUUUUGUUUUUGUUUGUUUUACGGUGAAUGAAAUUCAAAUAAAGAUUGCGUGUCUAGCAUGGACGUUUUGGACCAUAUUGAACAAACUGGAAGUUCAUUGACAUCACCGUUUUGUUUAACUACUAAACAUUCCCGGAUUGCUUUGUCUCAACGUCCAACGUGAUUAAACAUGUAGUACUGUAUCUGUAUAUGUAUUUAAUGUGGGAACAUAGUAGUUAAUAGUGUGUUUAACAGCAAAAUGAAUAUUUGACUUCGCUGUUCACAGUCCUGUGCAAUAUGUCACAAACUGCUCACCGUAGAACAGCAAUGUUUAUGAACAAAAACAAAGAAUAAAAUAAGAAAACCCUAUUUGGAAUCUCCAGGUAAUGGUUUUUCAGGUGAUAGUACUUUAUUUAAAGGUUGUCUAUGCGUUUAUGGACAGAGGAAUAGUCGAUUUAUCUUAAGAUGUAAAAAUGUCAUUGCGGUGAUGUUAAAUUAUUUUCACCUAUUUGAUACUGAAGUGGACACAGCUAUAAAAUGACGACCGCUUCUAAAAUUUUAAAAUCAUAUUUUAUAAUUAUGUAUUACUGUCAUCUGUAAAUUUUAAAUAUAUACUAGAUUCCCUAUGGUAUAAUUUUACUUUGUUUUAUUCAUCUAUUUAUUCUUUGCUGAUUUCUUUCCUGUUCAAAAUAUAUUUAUAUAUAUUAUUUAAAUAACGACUUUGUUCUGUUGUAUAAAUGCUUCAUCCCGGUGAGUCAUAUUGUAUUAUUUUGAGAUUUCGGACUGAUAAUGUAUCAAUCUUUGACACAUUUUUUCGAUAUGGAUUUUUAAUGUAUGAAUUCAUGAUGUAUCUUAUAACAGUUGAAUUGCUUUAAGGUACUAAAUCGUGUAAGUUUAGCAGUAUAACCUAGUAGGCCUAUGCCUAGAUAAAAUUGAAUUACUAUUUUCUUAAUAUAUUAAUUUUAAUUAUAUAUUAUAUUAAGUAAUUAUGUAUAAUAAUUAUUUAAUAAUCAUAGGUAAUGUAAAGUUGUGUUUGAUAUUUUUCUCUUUAUAAAUGGACGAUUGUUGUAAACUCAGUACUUUGCAUAGUAAAUGGUCCAUUUAGUGUUAUGUGCACGACUGCCGUCAGUUUCUAAAUUUAGCUUCCACUGUUUACAUACGCUGAGUUCGGCGCCUGCUGUCUGCCUCUCUGCCUUAGAGUGUUCCAGAAUGCGCUCAGUUCGGUGCCUGUUUGUUUACAUCAAGUGUUCAGGAAUUUUCUUAUUCGAGACAAUUCCACCAGGCUAUUUAAGACCUAUGAAAGCAGGUCAAACGGAGAGAACAGAGAACGGAGAAUUAUUGAGAGUUUUGGAUGCUUUCGCUGUGUAUUACCUUAGUAGGCCUUUUGUGCUGAAUUUUGGUGUCUUUAUAGCCUCUGGCUUUGUUAUGUCUCCACCGAGCACUUGUUCAGUCCGAGCUUGUAUAUUUGAUUCGUGCUCUUGUGUACACAGUGCUUAUUAGUACACGGACCCUGCCUGUGGAGUUUUGUGUAUAUUUCGUCAUACACGUUAUACUGUGGAUUUUCCCUCUUAUUUCUGCAUUUAUGCCUGUAUGGUUUUCCGCAUUGUGGAAUAUAUGCGUCCGUUUGGACUUGACACCGUUGUACAUGUAAGUACUUUAGUAUUUGUAUAGAUACUGCUAUCCUUUCUUGUUAAACUUAAGUACUUUAGUAUUUGUAUAAGUCUUAUUAUCUGUUCUUGUUAAAGCUAAUAACUUGUUGUAAAAUAAAAUCUGCUGGUUUUUGGUUACUUUUUUGUGCGGCUAAACUGUCGUGUAUUUCGAACAAGCCAUCUCUUUAUAAUACAGACAGUUUGGUCCGUAACAUUAGUAUAUCGGCUAUUAAACUAUUAAAUUCUGACUAAGAGAAUGUGGCGAGAAGGAGGUUCGGUGUUGAGUUAAGUAGGCAUUCACGUAACAUAGCCUUUUUAAAUCUUGUUUUUUUUUCUUGUUAUUUUAUAAAACAAGGAAUUUGAAACAAAACUUUGCCAUGUGAUAAUACGGUAGUGUGAGACGUAAGGACAACUGAACAUCACUGCUGUGAUGGCAAAAGAGACCUCUGUAUUCCUUAUGGUAAUACGGCAGAGUGGGACGUUCUGGCAGUUGCAAAUCACUACUGUACUGGCAGAAGUAGCCUCUAUAUGCUGUGUGGGAAUACGGUAGAGUGGGACUUUUUGUCAAUGCCCAUGACUGCUGUACUGACAGAAGUAGCCUACUUAACAUGUCGUGAAGAUAUUUAGAGGCCACUUCUGCCAGUACAGCAGUGAUGGGCAACGGUCAGAACGCCCCACGCUACCGUACUACGGCAUUGUUUAUAGAGUACAUAGUAUUAAAGGUGUACACUGUGCAAUACCAAAAUUCUGCACUGCUGGAGUUGUAAGCUGCAAAAGUUAUACAGCUGUACUCUGACAGUCUUGUAUAUUACCAAAGUUGUACAUGACCAAAGUUGCACAACACCAAAGUAGUACGCCACCAAGCUUGUACUUGACCAGAGUUGUACAAUACCAAUGUGGUACGCCAUGAAACUUGUACGUGAUCAACAUUGUACAGUACCAAAGUAGUACACCACCAAACUUGUACGUGACCAAGGCUGUACAAUACCAAAGUAGUACACACUAAAAUAAUUUUCAGCAAUGUUGUAUACCCUCAAAAGUUAAUUUACUUGGGCAUUUAAAAUAAUUAGAAAUAUUAUAACACAUAUAAUAUUGUGACCAAUUUGAAGCAUUAACUAUAAAUAACUAUUUUGCUAUAUAUACAUUUCGAUUACUUAUAUAAAUGUGUAAAAUAUUGAAAAAUAAUAAAGAAAAAGUAAUUAAUUUGACAUGUAAUGUUACCUUUGCUAUUGCACUUAUGUUAUUACAAUUUCGUUAUUGCACUUUAGUCAUUACACUUAAUUUAUUAUUACACUCCUGUUAUACACUUAGCUUGGUAUACAUUGACAUUUGAUCGAUACAUUUUGUUAUAUUAACCCGACAAUAUUGUAACUUAUAUAUAUGUUAUUAGACGUGUGUUAUUAGACUUAUGCCAUUAAACGUAUGGUAUUAGACCUGUUUCAUUAGACUUAUGUUAUUAGACAGCUGGAAGAUAGUUUAUGUGAUUAUCACUGAACAGUUUGAAAUGCCAUAACUCUUAUUACACUUCUAGUGUUACACAAACAGGUUUCAUUACACUUAUAUUAUCGGAUUUAUGUUAUUUCAGUUUGUUAUUACAUUUUGUUAUUAAACAUAUGGGUAUAUUGACGUGUGAUCCAAA